Sceloporus undulatus (fence lizard) is the source of this 1347-nucleotide messenger RNA. RefSeq names its product cholesterol 25-hydroxylase (gene CH25H). The transcript has a single exon. Gene Ontology annotation, biological process: cholesterol metabolic process; sterol biosynthetic process. The record is from RefSeq and is a predicted model, not a curated record. Gene Ontology annotation, molecular function: steroid hydroxylase activity; iron ion binding; C-4 methylsterol oxidase activity. NCBI's taxonomy places the organism in Eukaryota, Metazoa, Chordata, Lepidosauria, Squamata, Phrynosomatidae. Bases 35 to 901 code for a protein of 288 amino acids.
GGCAGCAGCAGCAGCAACAGCAGAGAAAGUCAACAUGAGCUGCAUCUCUCAGAACAGAAGCCUGCUGUUCCACUAUGAUGAGGCAAAAGACAAGCAAAGCACACUGGCUUUGCAGCCUCUUUGGGACUUUGUUAGAACACAAGAGGCCUUGAUCAAGUCACCAUUCUUUCCAGUCCUCUUCAACUUUACACUGUAUACAGCAUUCUGUCUGCCUUUUGUGAUUCUGGACUUCUUCAGCACCCGAGUGCCAGCACUGAGGAAAUACAAAAUCCAGCCACAGACUUCUCCCACAUUGGGAUCGAUGAUGCUCUGUAUGGCACAAAGUAUCUAUCACCACAUCGUCUGCAUCUUCCCAGUGACUGUUGCCCAUUGGUACUGGAGACCUGUCAGCUUGCCAUCAUUGGCUCCUGAGUUGUCAAAACUCGUCUUGGAUGUAACCAUAUGCUUGCUGCUCUUUGACUUCCUAUACUUUCUGUGGCACUUGCUCCAUCACCGGGUGCCUUGGCUCUACAAGAACUUCCACAAGGUCCACCACAAGCAUGUCUCUACCUUUGCUCUUUCAACCCAGUAUUCGAGCAUUUGGGAGUUGCUGUGGUUGGGUUUUUUUGCAGCGACGAGCCCAAUGCUGCUGAAGUGUCAUCCUUUGACAGAAAUGAUUUUCUUCAUUGCCAACAUCUGGCUUUCAGUGGAGGAUCAUUCUGGCUAUGACCUCCCAUGGUCAACACACAGACUGGUGCCUUGGGGACUAUAUGGAGGAGCUCCACACCAUGAUCUCCAUCACUUGAAGUUCAAAUUCAACUAUGCGCCUUACUUCACACACUGGGACCGACUGUUUGGAACACUGAGCCAUGCUGUGGGAGGAGAUGGGUCAGUGGCAAAGAUCACCAAAGAGUAUCUUUAACCACCACCCUGCUAGAGACAAUAUGGGGACAUUCUGGAAAGAAGGAAACUGAAGAAAUUUGUAUUGCACCUUUUUAUAAUAAUAUUAUUUUUUUAUAUUUAUGGUAAUAUAUUUAUGGAUAUUUGCAACCUAUAUAUGUUUUAAAAAAACAGUUGUAAAGGUACAAGCCAUCCAAGAGACAGGAAAGUAGAGAUCACUGUCUAUAUGGCUAUCUAAGCUUUUAUAAAGCUGCUGUGUAUGUCUGACAUUUAUGUAAGAGGUUUUGCUUGCUGGAGUGAGAUGUGUAGUGAGAAUUGAAAGGAUGCCUAUAAAUGAUUCCUAUGGAAUUUAACUUCACACUGAAAAUGUAAAACACACCAAGAAUGCAAUAGAGACCUGUAAAAAAAAAAUCUGCUGAACAGCAACAGACCUCCUGGAAACUUGACUUUAUUAUAUUUCUAUUCAAU